This is a messenger RNA of Bursaphelenchus xylophilus (pine wood nematode), 2110 nucleotides long. The record is from the annotation of a GenBank genome assembly. NCBI's taxonomy places the organism in Eukaryota, Metazoa, Nematoda, Chromadorea, Rhabditida, Aphelenchoididae.
AUGUCAAGCAGACCAGACCACUCCGAUGAUGGCCAAACCGCUUCGGACCACGAUUCGCGUCCCAGAAGCAUCUGUAACAGGUAGUUCUGGCAAUUUUGCGCAUUAAAUUACACUUGGUCAUCAAAAUUUCCGAAAAACCCACAAAAUUUGACCAUUUUUCGGAAAUUUUGAUGACUAAAUGAAUACGAUUUGUUGUCAUUAUCGAAUUCGCAAUCCUAGGCCAAAAACUACCGGGCAGUUCCUCCACGAUUACUCUCCGGAUGACCCGACUUUGGACGACUUUACUCGCCGAUUGUGCACGAUGAAUGUGUAUCGAGUGUUCUUCGAUUACACGACGGUUUUGCAACAGGAUAUGAAGGAGCCUUCGAGUGCUUUCGACAAGUACCCGGAGUUGAAUCGCUACGCCGAUAUUCGUUGCAUCGAUCAAACCCGAGUCAAAGUCCCGUAAGCCGCAGAAACUAGGGGUUACACGUCAAUCCAGCGCAUUUCCUGAACCGUUUCGAAACUUCGUAUCGUUUUCAUCGAUUUAAAAGAGAGACGAAGUGUCGCGAAAUUAUCGACACGUUUUCCCGCCCGAAAUAAUUGCUUUUUCUCGAAAAAGAAGAAGAAAGAUAAGAAAAUACUUUUUAUCGGAUAGUGACAUUUCGUUUUGAACGAAUCACAAAAAAGGGGCGGGAAAUUUUUUCUUCUAUUUUGGAUUGACGUGGGUUAGAACUUGUCUUAUUAGCGGACUAGAGGACCUGUAGUCUCCUCAGGCCAUCUAUGAACUGAGUUAUGGUCGAAAUAUCACUCUGUCGGGAAAAUAAUGAGCAUUCUGUUGCAUCGCAAGUCGCAUCGCUGAAGUGAAAACCAAUUUGAUUUUGCUGCGACACAAUUCCUUUUCACUUCAGCGAUGCGGCUUGCGGUGCGACAGGGUGCUCAUUAUUUUCCCGACAGACUGAUAUUUCGAUCAUAACUCAGUUCAUAGAUGGUCUGAGCAGACUACAAGUCCUCUCGUUCGCUAAUAAGACAAGUCCUAACCUCCAAUUUUCAGCUGUCCCGGCGCCACCCACGACUAUAUCCACGCCAAUUAUGUUGAUGGAUUCCGCGAGCCCAACAAGUUCAUCCUCACCCAAGCGCCCAUGCAAAAGACUGUCGAGCAGUUCUGGCACAUGAUUUGGAAAGAAAAAGCCACCAUCAUCUGCGGAUUGACCGUCAUCGACGGCGUCAAAUGCCCCAGAUAUAUUCCCGUUUCCCCCGGCACAAAGCUGACUUUCGGCCAAUUUACAAUCACUCAUGCCGGCACCCGGCAUGUUAGAGACACUUACGAUGCCACUGUGCUCUUUGUAAGUGGGGAAAUGGGAGGUUUGAGUGGUACAGUGGCGGACAGGAUCCAGUGGCAAAAAACGUACCAUUUUGCAUCUGAGAAGUAUCAAAAAUGUGGCAAAAUACGCGUUUUUGAUAACUCCCGGAUGCAAAAUGGUACGUUUUUUGCCACUGGAUCAGGUCCGCUACUGUAGCAGAAAGCAUUGCAAAUGAUUUUUUAUGGGCACCUUCAUGAACAAGGUGAAUGUAAAUUUUAUACGAUUUUAGCUGUCCAAGGAGAACGAACCUGCCAGAAAAGUCCUUCAUAUUGCUUUCUAUUGCUGGCCGGACAAAGGAACCCCUACUAGACCCACGGAGAUCCUUCAUCUCCUUGAGGAUAUCAAUUACAAUCGAAAAUUACUCACGGAUCAAGCUAUAAAGGCCAAAUGGCUGGGAGAGAACGAAAAGUAAGGCCGAAAAAUAGUCGUAAUUAAUUUCAAAUGUCCCAAUCGACCUAGUAACCCGUAUUUUUCCCUCUAGUUCCCCGAUUGUGGUCCAUUGUUUGGCGGGCGUGGGCCGAAGCGGCGCCUUGGCCGCACUCGACAUUUGCGCCCGCAAACUGGACGAAACCUUUGCCAAAUCGCAUGGCGCCAUGGUCGACGUCCGCGACACGGUCACCCGACUCCGCACUCAACGAGAAAUGGCCAUUCAGAAGCCGGAACAAUACCUUUUCGUUCAUCUGGCGGUGGUUGAGUACGCCCUGCGACAACGAUACUACAACAAUGUGGCAGUGGUGGAUAUCAGUCAAUUCACGGCGAAUCAUUAG